Molecule: messenger RNA, 625 nt
Organism: Microplitis demolitor
Lineage: Eukaryota; Metazoa; Arthropoda; Insecta; Hymenoptera; Braconidae
Product: CDGSH iron-sulfur domain-containing protein 3, mitochondrial
Exons: 2
Coding region: 121-546 (141 amino acids)
Cellular component (GO): intracellular membrane-bounded organelle
Molecular function (GO): 2 iron, 2 sulfur cluster binding
Source: RefSeq, a predicted model, not a curated record
CAAUUCGAGGUUAGAUUAUCGAUUAUCUCGAGCAACUGACAAAACUUUUGGUCAUAACCUCAAACUAACCCUGGAAAAUAAAUUAUUCGAAGUACCUGAGGAAAUAUAAAAAUAUAAAUCAUGAGUAUCAUAAAUAUAACAAAGAAAUUGUCAAGUUUCCGAGUGAUUCCGAGCCGGAGCUGGGCCAAAGUAGUUCGGUACUCAACGAAAGAGGAGAAGGAACCCGAGAUUCCUGUCAACGAACUCCAAGGACUCUUCAGUGCCCAGAACCAGAAGGAAAACGGAAAACCCUACGACAAGAAGCCGUUUAAAAUGAGGAUUGAAGCCGGCAAAGACUACCAGUGGUGUCUGUGUGGACAAAGCAAAAGUCAGCCCAUUUGUGAUGGCACUCACAAAAACAUCUUCCUCAAGAUAAAAUUACGACCCAUCAGAUUCCGCGUGAAAGAGACCAAAGACUAUUGGCUUUGUAAUUGUAAGCAAACUUCUAAUAGACCGUUCUGUGACGGUACUCAUCUGCGAGAGGAUAUUCAAGAAAAAAAAUUCUGAUAAAAUUAUUAUUAUUUUAAUAAUUAAAGUUUCAGUAAUCAUGUAAAUAUUUUUACGCAAUUAAAAUUGUUACAUUUAA